Molecule: messenger RNA, 417 nt
Organism: Cryptosporidium ubiquitum
Lineage: Eukaryota; Apicomplexa; Conoidasida; Eucoccidiorida; Cryptosporidiidae
Product: diadenosine tetraphosphatase
Exons: 3
Coding region: 1-417 (138 amino acids)
Source: RefSeq, a predicted model, not a curated record
AUGAUUAGAGGAAAUACAGAAUGGACAACCUUGGCAGCAGGGAUUAUACUUUUCAAGAACGACAUAGUAAAAAAUGAGUCUGGAGAAGAUAUAAUCGAACCAAAUUUCUUGUUACUUAAAUGUUCAAAGAACUUUCACUGGAGUCCUCCAAAAGGUAUUUCAGAGAAUGAUGAAGAGAACGAUUUAUUAAGGACUGCAUUCAGCUCUCAGGAAAUACAUUAUGAAGCUUGGAACAAAAAGAAAACGGUGUUUUACUACUUAGGAGAAUGUAGUAGUAAUUCAAAAGUAGAGAUUUCACAUGAGCACAGCGAAUAUAGAUGGGCAAAUAUUAACCAAGUAAAACAACUAGUAGAAUUUGAAUCACUAAUUCGAGUAUUCAAUGAUGCAUUUGAAAGGAUAAUGAAGGAGAAGCUUUAA